AUGGCUCUCCUCGUAGAUGUCGGUCGUGCCAAGACUGCAGUGGUCUUGUCUGUACUAGCUAUUGCUUCGUUCCACGAAGAAAAGGCGAGCGGUGAAAGCGGUACUUCGCCAGCAAGUCAAGCCGACGCGCAGUCGCAGAGCGAUAUGCUCUUCACUGAAGCGUUACGACUAACACAAGCUGAGACUGGUAUCCCAAAGCUCGAGUCAGCUCAGUGCAGGCUUAUACAGGUCCUGUACCUUCUCAUGUCAUGUCGCUUCAACCAAGCGUGGUAUACGUUUGGCCAUGCCCUACAGAUUAUCUCAGCGUUGGGUUUGCAUCGCAGAGACGAUCGCAAACGUCAAGCGAAUGCCACUAAACGCGACUACAUAGGUGAACAGUGUAGAAAGCGCACAUACUGGGUGGCAUAUACACUGGACAAAUAUCUUGGUGUCAUAUUCGGGCGGCCCAGACACUACCACGACGAAGACAUCGACCAAGGUUUUCCCGACGCUGUCAAUGACGAAGACAUGACCAGCACCGGCCCAAAUACUAAGAACACAGACGACUGUCACAUAGAAUCGCUCGUGUAUCAUGCACGGCUGGCACAAAUUGCCGAAAAGAUAUCCCGAGAGGUUUAUUCGAUCAAACCUGUACGUUUGCACACCACGCCCUUCAGCUCCACCCAUCGACUAAUCCGUUCUCAGGUGCCGGAUCAGGUCCGACUUGCAGCCUCUCAUCGCCUUGGGGCAGAGUUACGCCAGUGGAAAGCAUCGCUACCACCCUUCCUUGGCGCCGUCAACCCUAGCAGUCUUAUUCCUACGUUCCGACGGCAGGCAACCGCACUCAAAUUGUCCUACUGUCAUGCUGUAAUACUAGCCCACCGCCCAUUUCUCCUCAAGAAUGCCAGGCGUAGCAAUGUAGAGAUGACUGCUCUUGCCCAAGACAGUCUCACAGAGUGCAUUGCAGCGGCAAGAUCAGUGUUGGAAGCAGUUGAUCGUAUGGCACGAGAGGGUCGAUUGUUCCAUGCGUUUUGGUGGACUCACUACGUCUGUUUCUGUGCUUUGGUUGUGGUCUAUGUGUGGGCCAUUCAACAGAGUACACACAACUCAGCGUCAGCUGAGGAUCCUCGCGGUAUCCUAGAUCAAGCCGAGAGCUGUUUGCAGCAUCUCGCCCAGGCAACAGCAUCGAACUCGCCCUCGCGACGAUACAGCAUCAUCCUGCAGGAACUCCGCACAGAAGCAAAGAGAAAAACAGCCAUACCCCAUCGGGAGCCAGUACUAGCAUCAUCAGCUGCGGUCAAUGGCGGAAUCCCACCGCCUUUGGAUGGAGAUGCGAUACAGGAACCGGAUUUGCAAAACUGGCAGCCACUUUUUGGUAGCCCGAUGGACAUGACCACGCCAGGGUUGCAGAACUUUCUCGAUGACUGGCAGACGACUGACUGGCUUGACCUCGAUGCCUCUGCUUUCGGUCCUUUUCCCGAAGUGGACGAUAUCUCAGCCUGGGUGAACAACGCAUCGUAA
Molecule: messenger RNA, 1500 nt
Organism: Alternaria ethzedia
Lineage: Eukaryota; Fungi; Ascomycota; Dothideomycetes; Pleosporales; Pleosporaceae
Exons: 1
Coding region: 1-1500 (499 amino acids)
Biological process (GO): DNA-templated transcription; positive regulation of transcription by RNA polymerase II
Cellular component (GO): nucleus
Molecular function (GO): zinc ion binding; sequence-specific DNA binding
Source: RefSeq, a predicted model, not a curated record